GCUUAGUUGUUGAGUGAAAAUGUUAAAAUUGGUGUUUGGUACCGUGUGUCUAUUGGCUCUGGUAGUGGCCGGGCCAACUACAAGAGAUGUAUCAUUUGACGAUCGUCCGACAAUCAAUACCAACUUAGGAUGGGUUCAGGGUACCGUUGAAUCAUGCGGUUUGUUCUGCAAUUACUACAAUUUUAGAGGAAUUCCCUAUGCUGCUCCUCCUGUUGGAGAUAAUCGCUUUAGGGCACCUAGACCACAUCCUGGAUGGUCUGGCGUAAGAGAUGCUGCUCAACACGGUGCUACUUGCCAGACUAGAACAGGUGGUAGUGAAGAUUGCCUCUUUCUCAAUGUCUAUACUCAGCAUCUGGUAGGACUUCGUCCUGUCAUGGUAUGGAUUCACGGAGGUGCUUUCAGCGCCGGCGAUGGAGGUGUUGGUACAGCCGGUCCUGACCACAUUGUACAAGAGGAUGUCGUAAUGGUUAGUUUCAACUACCGUUUGGGUGUACUUGGAUUCUUAAGUACUGAGGAUCAGCAAUCUACUGGUAACUUCGGUCUGAAGGAUGCUAUUAUGGCUCUUCGUUGGGUUCGUCAAAAUAUUCAGAAUUUUGGUGGUGAUCCUAACAACAUCACAAUCUUUGGGCUUAGUGCUGGUGGCGCAAUGGUUCAUUAUCUCUUGCUAUCCCCAAGUGCACGUGGUCUUUUCGACAAAGCGAUCUCCAUGAGUGGGUCGGCACUUGAUCCAUGGGCUUUCCAGCCUCGUCCUCGGGAUAUUGCCUUCCAACUGGCUAGAGAUUUAGGAUUCGAUAAUAUUCAAACUACUGAGCAGUUGAUUAACACUUUGAGAAGUGUUGAUUCUGCAACACUUGCUAGUGCUAUGACCGGACCAUUGGAUCAAGUAACCCCUAGAGGACUCCAGCCACUGCCUUUCGUGCCAAGUCUCGAUCCUCCAGGCACCACUGGUGAUGAAGUUUUCCUGCCACGGCUUCCCAUUGACAUCUUGCGUGACGGCUCCUUCUAUCACGUUCCAUACAUCACUGGUUACGUAUCUGCAGAGAGUCUCUUGAUGAUUCGUGAAUUGCUAUUGGAUCCUAGUGUCUUCCCCACAAUGAAUGCCAAUCCCGAACUCUUGGUGCCACCAUGGUGGAAUGUUCCUGCUGGAAGUGCAGCUUCUCAAUCAAUUGCCACGCAGAUUGCCAACUUUUACUGGGGCGGUGGACCCCUCCAUAACGAUAUCCGUGAACAAUGGACUCACUAUCUUUCUGACAUGAUGUUCCUCUGGAGUAUCGAUCGAACAGCCCGUUUCCAUGCCAGCGGUCAGUCUGAACCAGUAUACUACUAUCGCUUCAGCUUCGACGGUAGUCUCAACAUGAUGAAGAGACUCAUGCUUCUCACAGCCUAUCCAGGAGCUGCUCAUGGUGAUUGCAUGUUCUAUCUGUUCAAUACUGCCAUGACACCACCACUUCUGCCCGGAAAUCAUGCUAAUGUGGUUAGAAAUCGAAUGGUUAGACUGUGGACCAACUUUGCUCGAACUGGCAAUCCUACAGUCACUCACGAUGAACUUGUUCAAGUCAACUGGCAACGCAUGGGCAACAAUAAGGAAUUCCUCGACAUUGAUGCCGAUCUCAUCCCUGAUACCCAACCCAAUCAGGCUCGUAUGGAAUUGUGGGACCGCUUGGAGGCUCAAUACGCGCAAUAAGACUUUGUUUUUCUUGAACUCUUAAUAAAUCUGAUUGAAAAUUUUCGCUCUGA
Phlebotomus papatasi is the source of this 1737-nucleotide messenger RNA. RefSeq names its product juvenile hormone esterase-like. Bases 20 to 1684 code for a protein of 554 amino acids. The transcript is spliced from 6 exons. Lineage: Eukaryota; Metazoa; Arthropoda; Insecta; Diptera; Psychodidae. The record is from RefSeq and is a predicted model, not a curated record.